CGAUAGUGCAGGGGGAAAUUCUGGUACGUAAUGAUCUAAUGAGUUCUUCUCGUAUCCAUAUCUCAUUUUCAUUCAGCUCUUGUUCUCACCUAUAUCAUCUCGCAAUCCACUCUCCCCAUGCCGGGGCACGUCGCAGUUUUCUCCCCAGAUGCAGACCUCACUUACACAUCUGCUACAUCUGUACCACACGACAUAUUCCCCCUAUCAACCUACCCAACCUGUUCUUCCCAAUAUCUCGGCGAUUUCCCCGCAAAUAGCCCCCUAGCAUCCGGCACUCUCAUUCCAUUCACUGCAAGCUGGCCGAAGACGUUGGUGAUGACCGGCACGGCUGACAAUAUUGCUGAGAGCUCGCGGACAGUCGUGAGUGGUAUCAAAGAAGCGGGCGGGAUAGCAGAGCUUGUGGAGUAUGCAGAUUUGACGCAUGGUUGGUGGAUGUUUGCUCACAUCUUUACACUUCAGUCGGACGAUGGGUUAGAGAGGCUUGCAGCUUUUGUGUACAAUUAAGUAAAUAAAUAGAUCGUAGCUGAGCUUGAGCAGUGAAUUUGAGAUCUGCGAUAUGUAUCGCAUAUGAUUCGUGAAUGAGAGGAACGAUAUUCGAUGCCAAUUGAUCAAGCUUUAUAUCGACAUGAAGUGACUUCGUGUGAAAAAUUGACGGUCCUUU
Molecule: messenger RNA, 661 nt
Organism: Suillus paluster
Lineage: Eukaryota; Fungi; Basidiomycota; Agaricomycetes; Boletales; Suillaceae
Exons: 1
Coding region: 118-504 (128 amino acids)
Molecular function (GO): hydrolase activity
Source: RefSeq, a predicted model, not a curated record